Dibothriocephalus latus is the source of this 621-nucleotide messenger RNA. The record is from the annotation of a GenBank genome assembly. Lineage: Eukaryota; Metazoa; Platyhelminthes; Cestoda; Diphyllobothriidea; Diphyllobothriidae.
AUGCCCACUGCCAUUACCAUAGCGGAGGGUACUCUUAAGACAAUUUUACUGCCUCCUGGACGUACCCAAAAUGUACCCCCGACCAUGGAGAUCAAGGUGCCCACACGCCGUGAGCCCUGCUUCGACGGGUUGGCGCGUCUCUCGGAGAACUUGUUCGUUGUCAAGUGUGUGGAGGAGGGCGAGCUGUAUAUUAUCGACUUCUCUCAGCUGCUACAGAGGAAAAAGCGAACUACCGCCGCGAAGAAGGUUGUCCCCGCUGAAGUCCUCGGGCAGCUGCGUUGGCAGACCACGGAGGAGAUCUACAUUAACGUCACUGCCCGACCCGGUCUGGGUGCUGUUGUCUGUGGUGACAAUGAGGGCACCAUUUGGCUCUACGAUCUGCAGGCGAAUGUCCGAAGCCAGAAGGAUGGAAAGAAGUUUAAACUGAAGCCCGUCAAGAUUCUGGAAUGGCCAGAAUGUAGCGUUGGGGGUAACAGGGAAGAUGACGUUCAACUCAAAGAGAGCAUUACCUCGGGAUUCAAGAAUCCUGUCAUCAACGCCACCGACAUCAGUUCUGAUGGUGCUUAUCUAGUCGCCGUGACGGAUAACAACCUCGUUUGUAUUUGGAACUUUUCUGGGUGA